UGUUUGGUGAGAGGCUGGGUUAUGCGAUCUCUUUGUCAUUAGAGGUCAGUUCUACACCAGCUCUGAGACUUCCAGCUCGGUGAUGCCCCCAGACUUCUGGGAGAGAUGCUUCUGGUUGUGGGGUCUCCUUUUGUGGCUCAGUGUUGGAAGUACAGGGGAUGCACCUCCUACCCCACAGACGAAUUGCACUGACUUCCAGAAUGCCAAUCUCCUCCGAGGCACCAAUCUCAAAGUCCAGUUUCUCCUCUUCACUCCUUCGAAUCCCAGCUGUGGGCAGCUAGUGGAAGAAAGUAGUGACAUCCAAAAUUCUGGGUUCAAUGCCACUCUAGGAACCAAGCUAGUUAUCCAUGGAUUCAGGGCUUUAGGAACAAAGCCUUCCUGGAUUGAUAGAUUCAUCGGUGCCCUUCUGCGGGCAGGAGAUGCUAACGUGAUUGCUGUGGACUGGGUGUAUGGCUCCACAGGUGCCUAUUUCUCAGCCGUGGAAAAUGUGAUUAAGCUGGGACUCGAGAUCUCUCGUUUCCUCCGUAAACUCCUGGCGCUGGGUGUGUCAGCGUCCUCAAUCCACAUCAUCGGCAUCAGCCUGGGGGCCCAUGUAGGGGGCAUGGUAGGACAUUUCUACAAUGGCCAGCUGGGACGGAUCACAGGCCUGGACCCUGCUGGACCGGAGUACACCAGAGCCAGCCUGGAGGAGCGUCUGGACCCUGGGGAUGCCCUCUUCGUGGAAGCCAUCCACACAGACACAGACAAUUUGGGCAUUCGGAUUCCUGUCGGACACGUGGACUACUUCAUCAAUGGGGGCCAAGACCAGCCUGGCUGUCCCACUUCCAUUUAUGCAGGCUACAGUUAUCUGAUCUGUGAUCAUAUGAGGGCUGUACACCUCUACAUCAGCGCACUGGAGAACUCCUGUCCACUGGUGGCCUUCCCUUGUACAAACUACAAGGACUUCCUUGCUGGACAGUGUCUGGAUUGUUUCAACCCUUUUCUUCUUUCCUGUCCAAGAAUCGGGCUGGUGGAACAAGGUGGUGUCAAGAUAGAGCCACUUCCCAGGGAGGUGAAGGUCUACCUGCUGACCACUUCCAUGGCUCCGUAUUGUGGUCAUUGUGGCACCAAGCUCCCACUCUCCAGCACUCUUGACCUGCCUCGGCCUCAGCACUGCUCACCAGGACAGCUGUCACCCUUGGCUUCUGCCAGGCAGGUGCCAGCAUGGACAGAGAAUCUGCUCCCAAAAAAUCAUUUUUCCAAAAAUACUAUUUUUCUCUUGUAGAGCAACAUUUCACCCAAAGUGUUUUCUCUCCAUCACCCCGUUCCUCACAGUGUACUAUGAGGUGAUGUUGGGGGUUACUGAUUCCACAUGAAGGAAGUGAGGCACAGAGAGGUUUGAUGACUUAGGCAAGACAACACAACUGGUAAGUGGCAGGGCCUCACCUUGGAUCCAGUUCUCCUGGCAAACCUUCCAGGGCUCACGUUCUGUUGCCCUUGUCACGCCCAGAGCAGGUAGGAAUUUCACUACCAGUUCCCAUCCACCAAUGUUAGCAGACCUGGCCCUCCUAGGGCUUCCAGAGUAAUCAGAGAAGAGAAAAGCAGAACCUUAGGAAACUGUCUUGAUCACUGAUACCUGCUGGUAAAGUGAUAUAUCCAACUCAGCACAGAGAAUUAGAUUCCUAAAACUAUGUAAGGUAGACUUUUUUUUUUCCCACAUUUUGAUUAUCCACUCCUGUUCAGCCCUUGCCCGUCAACAUAACACUCUGCAUCCACAGUAAACAACUAAGAAAGAGAGACGGGGGACGCGGCAGCUGCUGUUCCCCUCUAUGGAGGGGCAGAGUGCAGUGCUCUCCUAUCUUCUUGUGGGUUCUUGGCAGGAGUCCGGUUGCUAACCCCAUGAGCCCAUAUGGAUCACAUCAUUACUUCAACUUGGGCUGUCUCCCUAAAUCCACUUAGCCCCUCCUCCCAAUAAUCACCCAUAAAACAUAACAAAUGAACAAAGAACGGGUAGGGCAGAGGUGAAGGACUACCUCUCUAGCUAUGUCCCAACCACCAAAGGAGUCUGUGAAAAUGCUCAGAGACCAAAGUCACAGCCAGGUGCCGCCAGAUGGGCUUACCCCUUAUUGAGGAAGGGCUAGGGUGUUGGGGAAGCUGCAAUCCUUCUUAACCUCUCUUGACAGAGGGACCGCAGACCCAGGGGUAUCACCAUGAACCAGGCUGCUCACCCACUCUGUGCAGACAAUACCAGCUUUGAGAGCCCUAGUUUCAGUGCUGCCCAGGAGGGCGGCCCCCAGCCACCACAGGGAGGGCCCCCAGCCACCACAGGGAGGGCCACAGUCAUCUCCUGCACAUAUGGUGGAUUUCCUAACACUGUGUGCAUGCUAGGGGGGAGGGGCAUUGCCAAAUUUUAUGAGUUAAUUAUUUAGUAUAAGAUAGACACCGUUUGGUUUUCAGAAUCACACCAUCAGGAUAAUGUUGCCAAACAGAGAGGAGAGGCACAUUCUAGGAUUACAAGUAAUAAUGAAAACUAUCAUGUACUGAAUGAUUCCUAGGCACAGACUGUCUGAGGACUUUAUAUGUAUUAACUCAUUUAAUUCUCAUUCAGAACUGUGAGGUAUGUAAUUUUGUUAUCCCAAUUUACACUUGGCAACAGAGGAUGAUAUAGUUAAGAUAGCAUCACUGACUCAAAGGACAAGAAUCUGAGCAAACUCCAGGAGACUGAAGGACAGGGAAGCCUGGUGUGCUGCAGUCCAUGCGGUCUCAAAGAGCAGAAUGCAACUGGGCAGCUGAACACAAUUUAGACUUGAGGAAGCUGAGAACCUGUGAUGAGAGGUAACUGUGCCCAGGCACACAGCUGCUAAGUGUUAGAGUGAGAUUUCUAACUGCUGUGCUGCUCUCUGGGAUGUUUCAUGUAUUGCACCCACUGACCUCUGGCCCAGCUGUCUGCUCUGCUUUGGUUUCCCAGUGUAUCACAGCCUCGUGGAGUUUCACUUGCAGGAG
Molecule: messenger RNA, 2982 nt
Organism: Capra hircus (goat)
Lineage: Eukaryota; Metazoa; Chordata; Mammalia; Artiodactyla; Bovidae
Gene: PLA1A
Product: phospholipase A1 member A
Exons: 9
Coding region: 83-1264 (393 amino acids)
Biological process (GO): lipid metabolic process
Molecular function (GO): lipase activity; carboxylic ester hydrolase activity
Source: RefSeq, a predicted model, not a curated record